Messenger RNA from Sinocyclocheilus rhinocerous, 3734 nucleotides. Its product is annotated as ubiquitin carboxyl-terminal hydrolase 40-like. The coding region runs from base 536 to 3556 and encodes 1006 amino acids. Gene Ontology annotation, cellular component: nucleus; cytosol. NCBI's taxonomy places the organism in Eukaryota, Metazoa, Chordata, Actinopteri, Cypriniformes, Cyprinidae. Gene Ontology annotation, biological process: protein deubiquitination. The transcript is spliced from 26 exons. The record is from RefSeq and is a predicted model, not a curated record. Gene Ontology annotation, molecular function: cysteine-type deubiquitinase activity.
AAGCAAACAUGGCUGCGUCCUAAAAACAUUAAUGGUUUUCUACUCAGAUUUCAAUUUUUCCAUUAUUACUACUAACAGACUGGUCGAAUUCGAAUGAAACAGUCGAGUUUAAAAAGGCUAUUUAUUGAAUACGUUAGCGGUCUAAUAAAACGAAAGAAAUAAUGAGGCUGUCAACGAAAAAAAUAGUUCUUUUAUAUCUCAAUGGUGAAAUAUGGAAGCAGUGCAGUCACCUCUCAGAUUUCCACUUUGCGUUUUAAAGACCGAGAUUUACAGGCGACACCUGUGAUUCAUCCAGAGGAACGUCACGACACUUAAACGGGGCGAUAAGUUUAGUUCUUUUGGUUUAUAAAGGCGAUGUUUAGUCCUGUUAAGUCAUCGUAUUCCAGGGUGAGCCCAUUGAUUGUUAAUCGGGAGCUGGGGAAGACAAAGAUGAGAUAGCAAGAGGUGAAACGCUUUCCUUUCACAGUAAACGAAACUCGGUUCACUGAAGAACGGGAGGUUUACCAAGACUAAGCUUUACAAGGCAGCAGCGGUCAUGUUUGGAGAUCUGUUUGAGGAGGACGGGGAUGGCUUUUCCUCCUCUACACCUGGCACAGGUGUGAAGGGGAGAGAGUGUGAGCCUCCACCACCCAGAGGGAAAAUCAAACUGUGCGGGAUCAAGAAUCAGGGUGGCACAUGUUACCUCAACUCCCUGAUCCAGACUCUACUCUUCACCCCAGAGUUUAGGGAGGAGCUGUUCCAUCUCGGACCAGAUGAAUUAGGAUGUCUGGCUGACAAGGACAAACCAGAGGCAAAGGUCCGUGUGAUUCCUCUGGAGCUUCAGAGACUGUUUUCUCAUCUGUUGCUGGUGGAUGAAAAAACAGCCUCCACAUCAGAUCUGACGGACAGUUUUGGCUGGACGAACAAUGAGGAAAUGGGUCAGCAGGAUGUGCAGGAGCUGAACCGGAUCCUGUUCAGUGCUCUGGAGAGCUCAUUAGUAGGCACUUCAGGCAGCAGUCUCAUACACCGGCUGUACCAUGGGACGCUUGUCAACCAGAUCACCUGCAAAGAGUGCGGCAAUAUUAGUGAGAGACAGGAGGACUUUCUGGACUUGACCGUAUCAGUGCGUGGUGUAAGUGGCCUAGAGGAGGCGCUGUGGAACAUGUUUGUGGAGGAGGAGAUGUUUGAGGGUAACAAUCUGUACCGCUGCAGCAGAUGUGACCAGCUGGUUAGGGCCGCUAAGUCUGCAAAACUGAGAAAACUUCCACCAUUCCUGACCAUUUCCUUGUUGAGGUUCAACUUUGACUUUGCCAAGUGUGAGCGCUACAAAGAGACCGGGAGCUACGCUUUUCCUCUUACAUUCAACCUCAGACCAUUUUGUGAGCAGAACAAUUGGCCAGACUCAGAGUAUUCGUACGAGCUCUUCUCCAUCAUCAUACAUAAAGGAGGUUGUUAUGGAGGUCAUUAUCAUGUCUACAUCAAAGACAUCGAUCAGCUCGGCUACUGGGAGGCACCGGAGGAAGAGGUAAAAGUGAAGCCGAAAACCCAGAAACGAGAGGACAAAGUCGGAGAAAGAAAGAAAGAGAGUGAAAAUUCUGUUGACGAAGAGGAUCCUCUCUCUGUACUUACUGAUGACCAGAUAUCCCUGUAUAGUGCAGGUGUGUCUAAUGGCUCUGAUCUCUUUGUGUGGAAUGGAAGAGAGGUCAAUGGUGUGGCGGUGAAAACUGGCGUUGAAUGGGAGCCUGUUUUGCUGACUGUGUUGCGUCCCUCUGCAGAGGAGCUGGGAUGUGGGGAUGGGUCAGGGGUUGGAGACGCUGAUGGAUCCGGUCUGGUGCAUUCUAUGAAGGGCUUUGCUGGUGGGGCCACUCUGGGUACAGUGCUCGAGGCUCUAGGGCCCCAAGAGGCCUUUUUGUGCCAGGAGCAGAGCCGUCCAGGGGCCAGUGGGGGCGGGGCGAGUGGUUGGAGGGUUUUCCCACCUCAGGACAUGCAGAGAACACUGAGAGAGUUGUCUCUGAAGGACGGGGACGCUCUGCUGCUGCUGCAGCUAGAGGAACUAGACAGCAGUAUCUUCAGCCUCAGCGGUGAUAUAGUUACCGUGACAACGCCCUCAGACUGCCGCUGGCUGCAGGUGGAGUUUUGCCCACAGAGUGGAAUAAAGGAGGAAGAAAAGGAGGAGCAGGGGAAGAAAAGGAGUAAAGUCUCAGCUUCAGGGAACAUGCUACUGAUGGAGGUGAAGGAAAAAGCUCUUGAGGACCUUCACCUACAGGAUGAGCUCAGUGAUGUUGAAUGUUGUCUGAGGCAAAUGGAUCGAACUGGAAAGCUUUUACCUCCAGUGCAUGAGCAUUUGAGUGUUCGGGAAUCAGGGAUCAGGUUAAUGACUUCACUCUACCUCUGUCCCGGACCAGUGCCAACAGCAACACAGUUGUUCUUGUACUUCAGUGUUGGUCUAGCGCCCUCAGUGGGUCAGGAGCUGGAGAUUAUUGUAGAGGAGUCUCUAACCGUCAAAGAGUGCCUUAAGGAAAUGUUGCAGAUGGCGAAACUUGAAGGUGAGUCAUGGCACUUAAGGAGAGUGGACUGGUGUGAGGAGAUUGGAGAGCCAUUUAUGGAUGAGAAUGCAUCUCUGAAAGAGGCAAAGGUCAUUCAUGGGGACACACUGGUGCUGGUGGAGGGACGACUGCCUCCAAAGGGUUACCUCAAGCUGUCUGUGAAGAUGUAUAUAGAUGUGAUUGACAGCUCCAGCGUUCCAGAGCUGAACCACACAGCAGAGUGUCAGAGCAUUGAGGGGCUCGCCACAGAGUGGUCUGGAUCAGAGAUGAGAUUCAUCGGUCAUGUGGAGAUAUCCGAGGAGGCUUCACUUGAUGAUCUCAAGACUCAGAUGAUGACUCUGCCGGCACUUCAGGAUGUGUGUGUGCCCAGUCCUGCGUUCCUGCGUGUAUGGCUGCUAGAGUGCAAGAAACUGGCCAGGAUACUCCGAGGAAACCAGCAGACACUCAGGAAGCUGAAGCUGGGGAACGGGGCGGAUGUGUGUGUUGAGAGGCUGAUGAAAGAGGAGGACCUGGGCCUGAAGGAUUUAUUGCUGAGGGUUCAGAUGGGGGUGCCAGGAGAGAAGGCGUAUUAUCCUUCUGAGGAGUUUUUGUGGGACACAGGGCGGGACAGCACCUCCAGGGGCCUCUACGCUGCUCUGGCCUCCCAGUACGGUCUCACUCCUGACAGCCUGCUCUUGGCUAAACACCUGCCUGACAAACACACCUGGAUGCCCAUUUCCAACUGGACUCAACAGGUCUCAAAAAGGAAGAAGAAGAGGAAAGCUGAGAGUCUCCAGGCAGCUCCCUUCUACCUGAAAGAUGGAGAUAUUAUAGGUGUCAAGAAUCUGCUAAUAGACAAUAAUAAAGAAUUCACUACUCUGGAAGAUGAGAUUGGUCAGCAGAGACUUACGGUGGAGGCAGACAAUCACAACACAAGGGUGCGUCCUGCCACUGGAGAAUGUUCACAAGACAUUGGGUCCAAGAAGUCGGGCCCAACUAAAAACCGGAAACCAGAGGUGGCCUUAUCGAUCAACGUGGGAGUGUUCAGGUAACCCAUCCUGUAAACAGCCAUCUCAGAGCUUCUCAGAGCUGCCUGUUGGUCUUCACAACCUUCACUAAGGUGCCAUGGCAGAGUCUGCCCCACUGAGUCACAGCAAGGAAGCCAAACUGAAGACACUGUGAAAGUGCUGACCUGGGAACCCACCCUGUGAAAAAUACGAUUCUUUGGAU